Messenger RNA from [Torrubiella] hemipterigena, 1429 nucleotides. Lineage: Eukaryota; Fungi; Ascomycota; Sordariomycetes; Hypocreales; Clavicipitaceae. The record is from the annotation of a GenBank genome assembly.
AUUGUUUCUAUUAAAAGCAUCCUGUGAAUCCCGCAAACCCACUUUUGUCAUCGUGGCAGGCUAGUCGAUUAUAGGUUGGUUCGCAUUGUUUUGCGGCUUAGCCACAACGACGCGACGGCUCCGGCGAGAUAUCUCGUCACCAUUAGAAAUCAAGACUAUUCGUUAAUACGAGAUAUAAAUCUUGGUAUAUUUGAGACGAGUCCAGCUUGAGCCGCCUUUGCCAGGUUGAGAGACACGCACGGCGUUCCCAAACAACAAAAGCGGUCAGCACGUGCCAAAUCGACCAUGGACCACAAGCAAGUCUUUGAAGAGUUCAAAUCCCGAUGCGAAGCCGCCGGGUACCUGGAGCCAAUCCAUGGUGAACCAGGAGAUGACCUUGCGUCAGGUAUCAACGACGAUGGCACCUUGCUUCGCUUCCUCAGAGCAAGAGAGUAUAAUGUAGAAAAUGCUUUUGUGCAGUUUUCCAAAACUCAAAAGUGGCGAGAUGCCAACCAGCUUAUCAAACUCUAUGAGACAAUCGACGUCAACAGCUUCGAAGACACGCGCAAAAUGUAUACACACUGGACAGGCCGCAGAGAUCGGAAGGGCACUCCCAUAUGCCUCUUUGAGAUUGGUCACUUGACGCCUAGUGUAAUGCAGGCCUACAGCAAGUCAUGUUUGGCAAAUUCCGUGCGUACAACACAGACUGAGAGCGAGGCCAUGCUACGGCUAUUCUGCACAUACGAAAGCCUGGUCCGCUUCAUCAUGCCACUGUGUUCCGCUAUUCCCAACCGCGUCAAACCUGAUUUACCCGUCACAUCGACAACAUGCAUCGUCGAUAUUUCUGGCGUGGGGAUCAUGCAAUUCUGGCGACUAAACAGCCAUCUGCAAGCUGCCAGUGCACUGGCGACAGCCAACUACCCCGAAACACUGGGCAAAACAUUUGUUAUUGGUGCACCUUCCUUCUUUUCUACAAUUUGGGGUUGGUUGAAUGGCUGGUUUGAUAAAAACACCGUCUCCAAGAUUUGUAUUGUCCCGCCAGGCCAGGAGUUGACUCUGCUAUCAGAGAUUAUUGAUCCUAACAACAUCCCAACCAAGUACGGAGGAACGCAUGACUUUAGCUUCGGUAUGUUUCCUGACCUAGACGACGAGAUUAAAGGCAACAUGACCUGGCUCGACGAUGACCUGGCCAAGGACAAACGACUGCCCGUGGGGUCUAUGAGAUGGAUAGAGAAAGAUGGCCAACGUAGAGUGUUGGCUGUUGGGACGGAAAACGGUGUUGCAAGACACAAAGAAGUCAUUGCACUUACCAAAGCUAAUAACUGAUGGGCUUGCUGAGGAUGCAUCUGCAUUAGAAUCAACUACCAAGAGGAUAGAUAUGGGCAGCAGAAUAGAUAUUAUACUGUUACAAGUGGGUAGCAAGAAUAAAUUGCCGUCUCUAUUUUAUCUC